AACAAAAGACAUCAUACACUCUCUCCACAACAGUCGCUCUGUGCAACCAACGACGCCAGCAGCACCUCACGGCUAGGGACGACAAUCACGCCGUCUAAAAUCACUCUCCUUUCGCCUGCUGCAUACCUAAAAACGUCCACCGGCUGCUCAACAUGUCCCUCGACUCGGACCGCGAAACCGCUCGUCUCUGGCGCGUCUCCAAGACGGUGCAUGAGAUGAUCCGCGACCGCGGCUACGAGGUUGCCGACUACGAGAUCAACAUUGGCUUCGAGGAGUUCAAGGAGAUGUACGGCGGCGGCGGCAGUGUCGACCGUGGACGGAUGUCGUUCCACGCCAACCACACAGAAGACCAGAAGGACAGGAUAUACGUCUACUUCUGCAGCGAGAAGAACGUGUCCAAGGCGGCGAUGAAGACGUUUAUCACGUCGCUCGACAGCAUCGGCGCCAAGCGCGGCAUCAUGAUCUGGAGCGAGAAGAUGUCGCCGGCGGCCAAGAAGACGCUGCUUGAAAUGCAGUCAGAGUACUAUCUCGAGGACUUUGCCGAGGCCGACCUGCUUGUCAACAUCACCAAGCACUUCCUCGUGCCCAAGCACACGAUCAUGACGCCCGCCGAGAAGACCGACCUCGUCAAGCGCUACCGUCUCAAGGACACGCAGCUGCCGCGCAUCAACGUCGGCGACCCCGUCGCCAAGUACUACGGCUUGAGGCGAGGACAGGUUAUGCGUAUUGAGCGCUCGUCCGAGACUGCCGGACGAUACAUCACCUACCGCAUUUGCAUGUGAGGAGGCGUCUGUCAAGGGGCGAGUGGGUGUAGGGGAGCUGGAGGCGCCGCGUCCAGCGACAGCAACAGCAACAGCGCUGUUGGCGGUGGCCGAGCUGGUAAUUGUAUGAUAUGCAGUGGCAUUAGAUCACCGGGUGUGGGUGUACGCGCGCACUGGUACUGGCCACUGGCCCAGG
Vanrija pseudolonga is the source of this 957-nucleotide messenger RNA. It is a transcript of the gene rpb-5, whose product is annotated as DNA-directed RNA polymerases I, II, and III subunit RPABC1. Gene Ontology annotation, biological process: DNA-templated transcription. Gene Ontology annotation, molecular function: DNA binding. The transcript is spliced from 4 exons. Gene Ontology annotation, cellular component: RNA polymerase III complex; RNA polymerase II, core complex; RNA polymerase I complex. The record is from RefSeq and is a predicted model, not a curated record. NCBI's taxonomy places the organism in Eukaryota, Fungi, Basidiomycota, Tremellomycetes, Trichosporonales, Trichosporonaceae. The coding region runs from base 153 to 782 and encodes 209 amino acids.